GACGGCUAUAGGGAUAGGGAUGACGACGACCACGAAGACAACGACGAAGAGGUCAAUGACGACGAUAAUGAUGGACAGGGAGAGGAUGAGGAACCGCUGAACUCCGAGGACGAUGUCAGCGACGAAGACCCUACGGAACUGUUCGAGACGGACAAUGUGGUGGUCUGUCAGUACGAUAAGAUCACCAGAAGUCGAAACAAAUGGAAGUUCCACCUGAAGGACGGCAUAAUGAAUCUUCAGGGCAAGGACUACGUGUUCCAGAAGGCGGUGGGCGACGCCGAGUGGUAGGCGCUCUCAUCGCGUGCUGGUCUCGUGUGUCCCGCAGCGGAUGUCCUGUCUGUCCAGAGAUGUGUUGAUGUCUUCGCAUUAUAUUUUCGUUAUAAUCAAUAAUCUAAUGAAUUGUUUGUUUUUCUCGUAUCAUAUGAUAAUGGCUUUGAUAUGAAGCGCCAAAUCCUAUAUUAAUAGUGAAGAUCUCGAAAUGAAUUGUCGAUAAAUCGAUGCAAACCUUAUUGUGCGGCAAAUGAUUGCAGUUUACAGUCAAAUGCCUAUUAAAAUAUUAAUGAUAAUUAACCCGACAUUUGAAUACAAAUGGAUUUUUUUUUCUCGAAACAUACAAAAAAAUAAUUUAUAAAAAACAAGACAUAAAACUAUAUGUAAUUUAAUACAAAACCGAUGUUUAGUUUGCGAAUUGAAAUUGAAGUUUAAUUUAAUUUUAUUGCCAUUUGUGUUGAGUUACCAUUCAUUUUACGGACAGUACUCCUAAUCUCAAGAAUAUUCUUAUAAAUCGCUGUUUUGUUUAUCUUAAGUAUAAUAAUCGGUAUAAUAAUCAUUCGAUGGCGCCGUUCGCUCACGAGUUGGUUGCCAUUAGUUUUGCCGAUCAAUCAUUUGUCGCAUAAAUUGUUUGAACGAAAUGUAGUUUUAAUUGUAAUUAAUUUUGUGUUUCACUAAUCGGUGCCCGAAAUGAGACAAAACUGAUGGUAAGACUGUGUGAUUGGUAGGCAUCGAAUGAUUGGCACGAAUUGUAAUGUAUUUGUACUUAAAGUUUAAUACAAUUAAGGAAUUAUUGAAUUGUUUUUUGUAUGGAAAACGCGAUUUUGAUUGUGAAUUGACUUGAUUUCAGUUUUGCAAAGAUUUAUUUUUGAGCC
Oppiella nova is the source of this 1145-nucleotide messenger RNA. The record is from the annotation of a GenBank genome assembly. NCBI's taxonomy places the organism in Eukaryota, Metazoa, Arthropoda, Arachnida, Sarcoptiformes, Oppiidae.